This is a messenger RNA of Blumeria graminis f. sp. triticale, 873 nucleotides long. The record is from the annotation of a GenBank genome assembly. Lineage: Eukaryota; Fungi; Ascomycota; Leotiomycetes; Helotiales; Erysiphaceae.
AUGACGACAUGGAUUCUCACAAUUCUCCUAACAGUCGCCAUCAGCGUAUCAAUUUGGCUCUACAACGACAAUACCAAAUGCGCGAAACUUCCAACCCUGCGCAAAAAGCGCAUCUGUCUACUAAUCGCCCACCCAGAUGACGAAGCCAUGUUCUUUUCGCCAACGUUACUCGCCCUCACACAACCAUCUCUUGGUAACCAUGUCAAGAUUCUAUGUUUAAGUAGUGGUGAUAGUGAAGGACUCGGCGCCACGAGGAAAAAAGAAAUAGCAAAGAGCGGUAUAGCACUCGGAUUAAGGACGGAAGAUGACGUAUUUGUGAUUGAAAGCGCGGAAUUUCCGGAUUCCAUCAAAAUCCAUUGGAAUCAAAAGAGUGUUGUGAAACUUCUCUUCUCGGCUUUUGCAUCUCACCUCGAGACAUCUGACGGUACUUCUAAUCCUGUAUCUACCGCCACGAUAGAUGUUCUCAUCACGUUUGACUCGGGUGGAAUCUCUGGACAUCCAAAUCAUAUUUCCCUCUUCCAUGGUGCAAGAAAGUUUAUAACUUUGCUAUCUCAAUUUGAACUGCAGAAUCCCGUACACCUUUACACCCUGACUUCAGUGUCAUUUCUACGAAAAUAUACAGCAUUUCUAGAUGCUAUUGUGAGCAUCAUCAUGAUGAAAUUCUCUGGGCAAAAUUUUGGAAAAACUACAAGCAAACUUUUAUUUCUCAACAAGCCAACUAAUAUAAUACGUGCGCAGAGAGCCAUGAGUAGCUGCCAUAAAAGCCAAAUGAAGUGGUAUAGAUGGGGAUGGAUAAUAUGGUCUAGGUAUAUGAUAGUUAAUGACCUGCGUUUGGAACUUCACACGGACAACUGUAAUGAAGGGUCACACUGA